AUGCCUGACGGCAGAGUUUAUCCCGACAACUUUAGUGGUUGGCUGUAUAAAUGGACCAAUUAUAUUAAAGGAUAUCAAAAGCGCUAUUUCGUCUUAUGUAAUGGAUUGCUAUCGUAUUAUCGAAAUCAAGCUGAAAUGGCGCAUACCUGUCGUGGUACCAUUAAUCUAGCUGGCGCACAUAUUUAUACUGAAGAUUUAUUCAAUUUUGUCGUCAGCAAUGGUAGUACACAAGUAUUCCAUCUUCGAGCUGCUAAUGAAGUGGAACGCCAGCGGUGGGUAACCGCUUUGGAAUUAUGCAAAGCCAGUGCGAUCAAGCUAUUGGAAUUAGGUGAUGAGGAAGAUGUUGGCAAGAUAGAAAUUGCACCUUAUGUUAGAUCACUUGGAAAUAAAAUGAAAGAACUUCAAACACGACAUGAAUUAGUAGUUAGCCAUUUAUCCUCAUUUCAAAGGAGUAUAAGUGAAAUACUGGUAGAUGGAACAGAAAACGAUAAUGCUCUAAUCACCAUUAGUGAUAAAGCAUCGAUGUUUAAAAUUACCGCUGUGGAUUUAGCCAAGGCUUGCGAAGAGUAUCUCUCGUUAGCACAAAGUCAAGAAAGGAGAUGGCAACAGGCUAUUGAUUUCGAGCGACAAAAGCGUGCAACUUUAGAAGAAUCUUUAGAGACACUAGCUAAACAAAUGAAUCAUUUAGAAACUCGUUUACGAGCUCAAAAUAAAAUCUCCAGAUCGAGCAGUAUAAAAGGACAUGAUCUUGCUAUGAAUACAUCCGACGACGAAAGUGAUAAUGAGUUUUAUGAUGCUACGGAUGUUACCGUUGAUGUUCCUGCUAAUACACCGCUGAUAAAACCUUCAGUUAGCGUAUCUUCAACAAGCAGUCAACCAUCCGCUAAUAUUAACACGGAAACAGAAGAAGAAUGUGAUGGAGCUGAAGCUAAUUUGGCACUUAAUUUCUUUAACGGAAAAAGAAUUGAUGUACUACUUCGUGAUCGUAUUCCUGAGAAACCUAAUAUUCGCCUAAAUUUAUGGAGUAUUUUAAAAAAUUGUAUUGGCAAAGAGUUGACGAAAAUCCCCUUGCCAGUUAAUUUUAAUGAGCCGCUAUCUUUCCUACAACGGCUGACAGAAGAUCUAGAAUAUUCUGAAAUACUCGAUCGAGCUGCUGCGUGUGAUGAUCCUUGUGAACAGUUAGCUUAUGUAGCAGCGUUCACAGUGUCUUCUUACGCCAAUACUACUUAUAGAAUUUCAAAGCCUUUUAAUCCGUUACUUGGGGAAACAUUUGAAUACGAUCGGAGAUCUGACCUUGGCUGGAGAUCAUUAUGCGAGCAGGUCAGUCAUCAUCCACCAGCUUCCGCACAAUAUGUAGAACACAAAGAUUGGGUUUUAUGGCAAGAUUUUAGUAUGACUAGUAAAUUUCGCGGUAAAUAUAUCCAAAUCAUUCCCCAAGGGAUUGCACAUUUAGUAUUUCCAAAAAGCGGUAACCACUAUACAUGGAGAAAAGUUACCACCACUAUCCACAAUAUAAUUGUUGGAAAACUUUGGGUUGAUCAGUCUGGUGAAAUGGAAAUUACUAAUCAUAGUAAUCGCGACAAGUGUUAUUUGAAAUAUUCGGCUUAUAGUUACUUUGCCCGAGAUACUCCACGGAAGGUAUCCGGCCAAGUUGUUGACGCUAAGCGAUUAGUACGGUACGUCAUUAAUGGCACCUGGGAUAAUAAAAUAGAAUAUGCAAAAGUUAUUGAUCCAAUCCCAUUAGAAGAGUAUUAUAAUGCUGUGAAAUCUGGUAAACCACCUCCAACUACGCAAUCUACGCUAUCUUGGCAAAAGAAUUCCUUACCGCCAGGAAGAGAAAAUAUGUACGGGUUUGCACCUUUAACCUGCUCACUAAAUGCACCUGUAGAUGGCAUUGCUCCUACCGAUUCUAGGCUAAGACCUGACCAACGCUGCAUGGAGAAGGGUGAUUUUGAUGGCGCUAAUAGUGAAAAACUUCGUUUAGAGGAAAAACAACGUGGAAAACGUCAUAAAUAUGAAGCUAUGGUUACAUCUGCGAAAGAAAGCGGGAAUUUACCGCCGAAACCUUUUGAGCCGAUAUGGUUUAAGAAAGUAUUUGAUGAAUUUUGCAAUCGAGAUGUUCAUGUAUACCGCGGUAACUAUUGGGAAAGUCGUGAUGUUCAAGACUUUUCAUCAUCCCCUGAUAUAUUUUGA
Trichoplax adhaerens is the source of this 2193-nucleotide messenger RNA. RefSeq lists its product as uncharacterized. The transcript is spliced from 11 exons. NCBI's taxonomy places the organism in Eukaryota, Metazoa, Placozoa, Uniplacotomia, Trichoplacea, Trichoplacidae. The record is from RefSeq and is a predicted model, not a curated record. The coding region runs from base 1 to 2193 and encodes 730 amino acids. Gene Ontology annotation, molecular function: sterol binding. Gene Ontology annotation, cellular component: membrane; intracellular membrane-bounded organelle; cytosol.